UCUACCUGUCAAGAAUUGCAAUUUUGACGUGAGAAUUGCGUGUCAUUUGUUUAUUUGCUGUUUUGUAAUAUUUAAUAAUUACCAAUCAACAGUCAUUCCAUUGCAUUCCACCAAAUUUCAGUAUCAAACCAUACUCACCUUGAUCAACUGCAGUCAUGUCUUUUGAAACCCAGUACAACUUGAAAAGUCCAGGUGUUAAGCGCCUGAUGAGGGAGGCCAAAGAAUUGGCCGAACCCACAGAGGAGUAUUUUGCCAGUCCAUUGGAAGACAACCUCUUUGAGUGGCACUUCACUGUCAGGGGUCCUCCAGCCACAGAAUUCGAAGGUGGAUAUUACCACGGAAGGAUUCUGUUACCCACCCAGUAUCCGAUGCAACCACCAAACAUUAUCCUCUUGACUCCCAAUGGAAGAUUUGAAAUUAACAAGAAAAUAUGCCUGUCAAUUUCUGGCCAUCAUCCUGAGAGCUGGCAGCCCUCUUGGUCAAUACGAACAGCUCUUUUAGCUCUCAUAGCCUUCAUGCCAACAUCUCCAGCAGGUACCAUAGGUUCUUUGGACUACUCCCCUCAAGAGCGCAAGAAUCUCGCGACCAAGUCGCUGGAUUGGAACUGUAGCUCGUGCGGCAACAUCUCGCAAAAGCUGCUGCAGGCUCCGCCCCCGACCAAUCCCACACAGGAGGAGUCAACGUUGAUCAAAGAAAUCAACUUGAAGGCUGAGGAGGAUUCCGCUAAGAAAGAGGGUGGAGAGAGCAAAGCGAAGGAGGACGAGAAGCUGGAAGAGCCGGUCUCUUCACCGACAGGUGAUCAAAGUACUCUCAGGCAGCGCAACGUCGUCGAUGGUUCGGCUUCUGCUGUGAGCGUUGCUCCUAGCGCAACGGACAGCUUACUCCAAGCGUCCAUCAGAAGCGUGAACAGGGAUAAGUUCUGGUCCACGAUAAUCUGGGUAAUCCUCGCGAUGAUUCUGCUGCUGGUUAUAAGAAGGGCAUUUUUCCUAUAAACUUUUUCACUUUUAAAAUAAUUCUAUAUGAAAAAUUAUAACAUAUUUAAGUUGUACAUAAUCGUAAUAACAUAAACAGUAAUUAAUUGAUUUAAACAAUUUUUAAGAAUUUUUAAGUGCAUCUAAUCUAGUGAUCUAUUUAGUUCCUUUCUGUUUUUAUUACAUGAAUGUAUGAGAGAUGGCAUAAAA
Molecule: messenger RNA, 1181 nt
Organism: Nicrophorus vespilloides
Lineage: Eukaryota; Metazoa; Arthropoda; Insecta; Coleoptera; Silphidae
Product: ubiquitin-conjugating enzyme E2 J1-like
Exons: 5
Coding region: 156-992 (278 amino acids)
Source: RefSeq, a predicted model, not a curated record